UGCUGCAUAUAUGAUUUGGCAUUCAAGCCUGAUGGAUCUGAAUUGCUUGUAGCUGCUGAUACAAAAAUUUUCAUCUACGAUGGCAAUGAUGGAACAUUAUUGCAGUCCCUUAAAGGACAUAAGGACCUCGUUUAUGCGGUAACAUUCUCGCACAGUGGCGAGAGAUUUGCAUCCGGCUCUGCUGAUUGUACAGUGAUAAUUUGGACAGAACAGCAUGAAGGGACACUCAAAUAUAUGCAUAAUGAAGCGAUACAGUGCUUGGCUUUUAGUCCAGUCACAUGCACACUACUUAGCUGCUCUAUUAACGAUUUCGGAUUAUGGACACAAGCUGAAAAAAAUAUUAGCAAGCAAAGGACACAAAGCAGAUGCACAUGUUGUGCUUGGAGUCAUGAUGGGCAAUUAUAUGCGAUUGGAAUGUUUGAUGGCACUAUUUUAUUAAGAUCUGCACUUGUAUAUUUUUUUUUAUUUAAAUUUUCUAGCUGCUUUUUUCAAAAAAUUUCCAACUUUCCUCGUUCAAAAGAACAAAAAGACGUUCAAAGUGGAUUGAGCAGUCAGAUUAGAUUCGCAUCACAUCGCUCAUAUGGGCUAAAUAAAGCAAAUUUAUCGCAUUUAUCAAGCAAACCAGUUCAAGCUUCUCGUUAUCAGAAUCAGCGUCGCAAUACGCCGGAAGAUCGGUUCGAGAUUCUUAUUUUCAGACUAUAUUCGAGCGAAAUUUUAGCAGUUGGAGAUUGGGGACAAACUGUUGCAUUCUAUGAUCUCGAAGGCAACCAAGUAGGUCGUGAUGAUAAAAAGCUCGGUUAUGAUCCGACUGCUAUCGAUUGCUUUAAUUAUGAUCAGUUCUUUAUUAUUAGUGGAUCCAAUCGACAAGUUACACUAUACAGCCGCGAAGGAAUCACUUUGGGAGUUAUUGCACAAAUGGAUGCAUGGGUAUGGACGGCAAAAUCAAGACCAUUCACCAAUGCAAUUGUCGUUAAGUUUAUUUCAGCUGGAUGUAUUGACGGAACACUGGCAUGCUAUCAUUUGAUGUUUAGCACAGUUCAUGGAUUGCAUAAGGAGCGAUAUGCUUAUCGUGAAAAUAUGACUGAAGUGAUUGUGCAACAUCUUGGAAGACAAACAUCAGUUCGGUUAAAGUGUAAUGACCUUGUUCGAAAGGUCGCUGUAUAUAAGGAUAGAUUAGCAAUCCAGUUAAAUGAUCGAGUUGAUAUCUAUCGCGAAUAUGCAGAUCGUGAUGAUGGCCAGCUGGAAUAUAAACUGACGGAUCGAGUCAAUCAUGCUUUCGACUGUUCACUACUUGUAAUCUGUAUCAAACAUUUCAUACUAUGUCAAGAAAGUAGACUUCAAUGCUAUGAUCAUAAAGGUUUGAAACAACGAGAAUGGCUACUGGAUUCAAUGAUCAGAUAUAUAAAAGUUAUUGGUGGUCCACCAGGGCGUGAAACAAUUUUUAUUGGCCUUCGAAAUGGAGCUGUUUUCAAAAUAUUCGUGGAUAAUCCGUUCCCGAUUAAAAUUUUGCAACUAAAAAGCGCAAUACGCUGCUUGGAUAUAAGCCAUCUCAGGCAAUAUUUAAAAUUACGUCUAGAAACAUUUUCGGCUUCCAGGCGUAAACUGGCUGUUGUUGAUGAAGCAGGUAUUUGCAUGGUAUUCGAUAUAACCACGAAAGAACUUCUGUUUCAGGAGCCAUCAUGUAGUAGUGUAGCGUGGAAUACAGAUUAUGAAAAUCUCUUAUGCUACUCAGGUGGAGGCUUUCUCAGUAUAAAAGUCAACAACUUCCUUCCAUACCAACAACGAAUGGAGGGAUUUGUUGUUGGGUUUUCGGGAAAACGAGUUUACUGCCUACAUCUGUUUGUUAUGACCUCCAUGGAAGUACCAUUAUCUAACCAACUCUACCAAUAUCUGGAGCAGAAAAUGUAUAUGUAA
Molecule: messenger RNA, 1914 nt
Organism: Dracunculus medinensis (Guinea worm)
Lineage: Eukaryota; Metazoa; Nematoda; Chromadorea; Rhabditida; Dracunculidae
Source: the annotation of a GenBank genome assembly